CCAUGCAGCUCCGCACACCAACAUCAUUCAGAGCUGCUCCUCUCAGGCCGCUGGGGGAGCACACUACACGGGACGGCGAAAAAGUCAAAAGGGGUUCAGUUGGAUACACACGCAGCGGUGUUUUGAUAAAAAAAAAACAGCUGCACAUUGAAACGAGUUUGAUAUUCACGGGAAUAAUUUCCCUUUAUAUGGGAUUUGUUUCGAAAAGUACACACGCGCGUAGUUGAAGGAUAAAACUCCAGUAUGCGGCAGUUUUGAAACAAAGGGGUCUGGAGCGCCGUUGUCUCAGUGGAUUGGGGGCCCUUUUCUGGAUGGGAAAGAUGGAAUCGGAGGGCCAGUGGUGGAAAAGCCAGCUUGCAGCGGACAUCCAUCAGGCUCUGCGAAUUAAGGAGCUGAAGUUGCCAACGUACCAGGCCCAGUCUCCACAGAUUGGGAUGCGGCGGUACUUUGCCGACCUGCUUGCUGUUCUCAGUAACCGAUACCAGCUAUGCCCUACAGCACGUCACCUGGCCGUCUACCUGCUCGACCUCUUUAUGGACCACUAUGAUGUAGCGGUGCGGCAGCUGUACGUCAUCGCCCUCUCCUGCCUCCUCCUGGCCAGUAAGUUUGAGGAGAAGGAGGACCGUGUGCCCAAACUGGAGCAGCUGAACACUCUGGGCUUCAUGUGCAGUCUGAACCUCACCCUCAACAAACGUGACCUCAUCAAGAUGGAGCUGCUGCUGCUGGAGACGUUUGGAUGGAACCUGUGCAUGCCCACACCUGCCCAUUUCAUUGACUACUACCUCCAUGCUGCUGUCCAUGAGGGGGACCUGCACAACGGCUGGCCCCUCUCCUCCCUGUCCAAGACCAAAGCCUUCAUGGACAAAUACACGCACUACUUCCUGGAGGUUUCGUUGCAAGAUCAUGCUUUCCUGAGCUUCAGGCCUUCUCAGGUGGCAGCCGCCUGCAUAGCUGCGUCCAGAAUCUGCCUGCAGAUCUCCCCCAGCUGGACCACUGUCCUCCACCUGCUCACGGGCUACUCUUGGGAUCAUCUGACGCAGUGCAUCCAGCUCAUGUUACUUGCUCACGACAACGACGUAAAAGAGGCCAACAAAUCCAAAUCUUCCCCUUCCGUCAGUCAGAGCCUCCAGCCGCAAGCUCACGUCCCCCACGGCCCCGCCACCCCCUCUCUGCAGAGGCAGCCCACCUCCAGCUCCCAGCAGCUGCUCCUCCAGGCCAGCAGCUACCCGCAGCUCUCCCAGCACUCGCCGGCAUUAUCCCAGCUGCACAUGCUGGCCGACUGCCAGGCCCUGGGACCAGUGGGCUCUCGGGAAUAUCUGCAGCCCCACCAGGCCGGUCUGCUUUCGGCCUCAAUGCCGGCCGGCUCGUUCGCAUCUUUCCCAAGCUUGGCGUCUGGGCUGCGAGGCUUGCCCCUCCAGGGUCCCAUCUCCAUGCAGGUGAGCAUGGGACCCGAGCGCCACUGCCUCGGUCUGACUUACGGGAGCGGCUACUUGAGUUCCCACCACACAUUCACAGCCGGCUGCUUCGACAGGUGACGCCAGGAGAGGGAGGACAAACUCAACCUGGGGCCGCCGCCGUCCUCCGCCCUCUCCGCCGCUCCCGAGGGGCUUCGUCUUGUUCGCAGACGAAGACGUUCCAAACAGAAAUCCAACAGUCGAGUGGAUCCCACUGAGGUCAUAGUAUUAACUUGAGAACUCUUGUUUUUUAGCUUUGGAUGCUUCCUUUUAGGCUUUUAUGAACUGAGGAUGUCUAUUUUUUAAGAUUAUUUAGCCAAGUGAGGACCUUCUUCCAGUGCCACAACAGUAUAAACUAGACUCUGGUUCUGUGUCGACCUCAACAAAAGACGAAGGAUGCUCUUAUGACUUGGGGGAUCCUUUUUAAAGCACACAGCCUUAAGAAGAGAAAUCGUGGAGAUCCACAUUCCAUCUCACCAGCAUUUUCAAAUGAGUCCUUGAACUUUCACACUGGAUUUACGGUCCUUUGAUGCUGCUGCCUUUUUAUAUGAACUGAUGGCUUUACGACCAAGAAUCCGGUCUCCCUUCUGGUCUUGUUUACAGUGACAUGCCACAUAUCAGGGAUGUACAGACCACUUUAAAACUUACACACAACAUACCAUUGAAACAGCUGAUGUUUGUAUGAAGUAGCUUCUUUUGUUCUUGUCCGUAUUUCUUGUCGAAUCAGUUUUAAACCGAUGCGGUCUUUAGAGAAGGUUGACGUUACGCUGAGGUUCCAGUUCCCUCAGGCAGAUGGAGGGAGACGCCUCAGGGGACGGAGGCAUCUGUGCUCCCCUCAUUUCCAUGCUGGAGGAAGCCAUGCUUUACUAGUUCCUCCUCCUCCCCCCCCCAGG
Messenger RNA from Sinocyclocheilus grahami, 2347 nucleotides. RefSeq names its product cyclin-J-like. Bases 312 to 1535 code for a protein of 407 amino acids. The transcript has 6 exons. The record is from RefSeq and is a predicted model, not a curated record. Lineage: Eukaryota; Metazoa; Chordata; Actinopteri; Cypriniformes; Cyprinidae.